Molecule: messenger RNA, 303 nt
Organism: Owenia fusiformis
Lineage: Eukaryota; Metazoa; Annelida; Polychaeta; Sabellida; Oweniidae
Source: the annotation of a GenBank genome assembly
AUAGGAACAUUGCCUUUCCACAUCUGUCUCGAGCAGCAUUAUAGUAUAGGAACAUUGCCUUUCCACCUCUGUCUCGAGCAGCAUUAUAGUAUAGGAACAUUGCAUUUCCACAUCUGUCUCGAGCAGCAUUAUAACUACAUUGUUCCAUAUCGCCAAGUAAUAGGAACAUUACCUGGCCACACCUGUCUCAAGCAACAUUAUAGUAUAGGAACAUUGCCUUUUCACAUCUGUCUUGAGCAACAUUAUAACUACAUUGUUCCACAUUGCCAAGUUAUAGGAACAUUGUGUUGCCACCCCUGUCUC